Messenger RNA from Vanessa atalanta (red admiral), 5316 nucleotides. RefSeq names its product bumetanide-sensitive sodium-(potassium)-chloride cotransporter (gene Ncc69). Gene Ontology annotation, biological process: chloride transmembrane transport; sodium ion transmembrane transport; cell volume homeostasis. Bases 309 to 3737 code for a protein of 1142 amino acids. NCBI's taxonomy places the organism in Eukaryota, Metazoa, Arthropoda, Insecta, Lepidoptera, Nymphalidae. Gene Ontology annotation, molecular function: sodium:potassium:chloride symporter activity. The record is from RefSeq and is a predicted model, not a curated record. The transcript has 24 exons. Gene Ontology annotation, cellular component: membrane.
AAUCUGAAAUCAGUCAAAUUCUGAACUUCGUUUCGAUCAGGUUGUUCAAUUUUUAAAAUGGUAGUUGUCUUAUCCGCGCUUUACAGAUAUUUGUUAACAAGCAUCUAAAGAAAACUCAUUUGUUUUGAAAUAUUGACUAAAAUAAUGAGUGACUUUAUUAUUUUACUGUUGGGUGAAAUUAAUUUAAUUUUUGCUCAUUCAGCGUUUUAGUAUCCGAUCAAAUCACAACCUCGAAACUGCAAAAAAUGAGUUUUAUGAAUUAAACUACAAAGUUUUUGUUACUUUUUCUUUCUAUAUUUUUCUACAAAAUGGCAUCAUCACAUAAAGAUAUCGAAUUAAGUCCUGUAAGCUUAACAAUCGUCAAUGAUAAAACAACCGAAAAAAUAAAUAUACCGGUAAACGAUGAAGAAGACGUUAUUAUUGGACGAUUUCGAAAAAUCAGUUCGGCGAAAUCAAUGGCCGCUACGAAUGGCAAUAUACAAUAUCCGUCUGAAAUUAUAAGAAACGAAACUGAUGCCGAGGCUGGACUGCAAUUUAAGGCUAAAGAUGGGGAGAGAGAAAAACUGUUAAUUGAACCUGUGACCAACGGUUCGUUGGUGCGACCGAAGUCUCCCAUACCAAAGAGUAGCUUCCGAGACAUCGAAAAACCUUCUCGGUUCAAAGAUCAGCCCUCAACCACAAGGUUUCAGAUGGAAGAUAAACAAGACGAAGGAACGGAAAGCGACGGUUCUGGAAUGGAAAGUGAUGACCCCCUCACAGCUACGGACACGAAAUAUGGCAAGAGUUUCAGACAUUUCACGCGGGAAGCGUUGCCUCGCCUUGAUAACUACAGGAACGUGCUGUCUCUGCACGCAGCGCCGCGACCUACCUUAGACGAAUUACAUAAUGCUUCACUUUCAAGAAAGCCAGGUCAAACCCUAGAAAAAGAUGGACAUGGCGCGCCUGUUAUGCCGUCGCCUAACGUGAAGUUUGGAUGGAUAAAGGGCGUCCUUAUGAGAUGUCUCCUCAACAUUUGGGGGGUUAUGCUCUUCUUGCGGUUGUCCUGGGUCGUUGGACAAGCUGGAAUAGCGCAGGCAUCGCUUUUAAUUGUGACGACAUCCGUCGUGACGACAAUCACAGCUCUAUCGAUGUCCGCCAUAAGUACGAAUGGCGUCAUCAAAGGAGGUGGCACAUAUUAUAUGAUAUCGAGAUCUCUCGGACCGGAGUUCGGGGGCUCAAUUGGCCUCAUAUUCUCAAUGGCGAACGCCGUAGCGUGCGCGAUGUACGUCGUGGGCUUCGGAGAGUCACUCAUCACGCUUAUACCAGAGUCAGCGUACAUGGUCAGCAAAAGUUGGGACCAAGCAAUCUACGGUUGCAUAACCAUAGUACUACUUACCGGUAUCGUGAUUGUGGGAAUGGAGUGGGAAGCUAAAGCUCAGAUAGUGUUGCUGGUGAUAUUGCUGGCUGCUAUCGCCGACUUCUGCAUCGGAACCAUCAUUGGCCCCAAGUCGGAUCUUGAGGUCGCACAGGGCUUUGUGGGGUAUAACAUGACGAUUCUAAAGCGAAACCUCGGGCCUGACUACAGAACCUUUGAGGGUGUCGAACACAAUUUCUUUUCCGUAUUUUCAAUAUUCUUCCCCGCUGCCACUGGUAUAUUGGCUGGCGCCAACAUAUCUGGAGAUUUGAAGGAUCCCCAAAAAUCAAUUCCAAGAGGAACUCUCCUAGCGAUUCUCCUGACUACGAUAUCGUAUUUGUUAAUCGCUCUCCUCGCUGGAUGGACUGUGCUAAGAGAUGCCUCGGGUGAUCUAGCCGACGUGGCCGGAUGGACUAUGGACCAGUGCAAGACCAACGGCACUUGUGGUUACGGGCUGCACAACAGCAACGACGUAAUCCGUCUCGUCUCGGCGUUUGGUCCUCUGAUAUACGGCGGAUGUUUUGCUGCUACACUUUCUUCAGCAUUGGCUUCCUUAGUAUCGGCACCAAAAGUGUUUCAGGCUCUAUGUCAAGACAAGUUAUACCCAUGUCUGGACUUCUUCGCUAAAGGCUAUGGACCAAAUAACGAACCUGUACGAGGCUACGCGCUGACAUUCGUCAUCGCAGUCAGCUUUAUACUUAUGGGUGGAUUAAACCAGAUAGCGCCGCUAAUCUCCAACUUCUUCCUGGCUGCGUACGCGCUCAUCAACUUCGCCACGUUCCACGCGAGCCUCGCCCGCCCCGUCGGGUGGAGGCCCACUUUCAGGCUGUACAACAUGUGGCUGUCGCUGCUGGGCGCGCUGGUGUGCGUGGCGAUCAUGUUCGUGGUGUCGUGGGCGACGGCGCUGCUGACGCUGGCCGGCCUGCUGGCGCUCUACCUGCUCGUGUCGUACCGCGGGCCCGAUGUGAACUGGGGAUCCACGACGCAGGCGCAGACGUACAAGUCUGCGCUAGCUGGCGUGCAACAACUCAACAGGGUUACAGAGCAUGUUAAGAACUAUAGGCCACAGAUACUAGUUCUAACUGGUUUUCCUGGUGAGAGACCGCUCCUGACCGACUUUGCUUAUCUCCUCACCAAGGGACUCUCUCUGAUGUUAUGUGGACAUAUUAUGCAGCGCGCGCCCAGCCACCGCACGCGCGAGGCGCUGGCGAGCCGCGCGUCGCAGUGGCUGAGUCGGCGCCGCGUCAAGGCCUUCUACUCGCUCGUGGACGACGCCAGCUUCAAGGACGGCGCCAGCGCGCUCAUACAGGCGAGCGGUGUCGGUAAAUUGAGGCCUAACAUUCUGAUGAUGGGCUUCAAGGAGGACUGGAGAACGUGUGACCGUUCGGAGCUGGUGGACUAUGUGGAGGUGAUGCACAAGGCGCUGGACGUGCACAUGGCGCUGGCGCUGCUGCGCGUGGAGGGCGGGCUGUACUCCUGCGACGCGCUGGACGACGACCUGCACGCGUGUCUGCGCGCCGGCGCGCCCGGAGCCUCCGGUGCGUCAGGUUCAAUGGGUGAUAGUAUCAAACUGUCGAAAUCUACAGAGUCCUUGAACUCCCAGUCUAGAGACAGCAGUAUGUCAGACGUGUCCAUAAUGUCCGGUGAGUUGACCGGCGUUUCUCCCGACCCCGGAGCCGUGAGGACUCGCAAGAACAAGGCGAGCCGGCUGGGCGAGGUGGUGCGGCGGCUGGGCGCGGCGCGCGCGCGCCGGGCCUCGUCGCUCACGUCGGUGGAGCGCUUCACGCGCCGCCGCGCCGGCACCGUCGACGUGUGGUGGCUGUACGACGACGGCGGGCUGACGCUGCUGCUGCCGUACAUCCUGUCGACGCGGCGCGCGUGGUCGUCGUGUCCGCUGCGCGUGUUCACGCUGGCCAACCGCCACACCGAGCUCGAGAUCGAGGAGCGGAACAUGGCAUCUCUACUGUCGAAGUUCCGCAUAGAUUAUUCAGCGCUGAAGAUGAUAUCAGACGUCACAAAGAAACCAAAAGAUUCAACGUUAGCAUAUUUCGAGGACUUGAUCGCCCCCUUCAGGGCGUCGGAUGAUACUAAUGACAAUAUGAGCAUCACGGAGGCGGACGUGCUGGCGGCGCGCUCGCGCACGCACCGCUACCUGCGCGUGCGCGAGCUCAUCGGCGAGCACUCGUCCAGCGCGCGCCUGGUGUGCGUGACGCAGCCCAUGCCGCGCCGCCGCGGCCUGCCGCCCGCGCUGUACGCCGCGUGGCUGGCCGCGCUGGCCACGGCCGCGCCGCGCGUGCUGCUCGUGCGCGGCAACCACGCCUCCGUGCUCACCUUCUACUCCUAGGGCGCGCGGGCGGCCUCAGUAGUUCCGACCUAGAAUACCUAGGUGGAGAAUUACCUAUUUUCUUUAAAGCGAAGUGAUGCACGGAAACGACUACGAUAAUAGUAUUUUAAGUAUUCGCCCUACGUAAAUAAAUAUUUAACAAAAUAUACAGUAAAUAAAAGGAAAAUGAAAUAAAAUGGAUUAAUUGAAUUACAAUUGUCUAAUGACUGUAUUUAGAAACAAAAUAUUUAUGACUCUAUACUAUAAGUAUUUUAACUUUAAAUAUGAUGACCUCACGUGACAGAUAAUCGACGUUAUUAUAAACGCUCGCAGAGAAAGGAAGGGGGGGGGGGGGUGCGUAAUUUGUAUGUUAGCGCGGUACUUGGGGCCGAAUGGCAACGAAUUUGCUUGAGACCGUCCGUGAGACUUCUUCCGGCGUCACUGUCGCCUUCCGUUUGCCGCGAAUGUGUCUCAGCCCUGGGAAGACCUACCGCAUGUCGACGGUGUUGUGCGAAUGAUUAAAAAAAAGUUUUACUUGAAAGGUAAAAGUUGACACGAAUAUAUCUAAUAAUAUGGAGAUGGAAUAAAGACAUUAUAUUAUUAAUUGUAUUAACAAUUAUGUGAUACUCACUACACGCAACGGUCGCGUCGUGAUCAUAAUUUUUGUUAUUUUAAAGAAAUAAACGACGACAGUUACAAAUUGAUACUAAAUACUUGUAUAACCGCAUUAUAUAUAACACAAGUUACCAGUGACGUAAAGAAAAAUAUACAAUAGACAUAAAUAGUAUAUGUUUGUAUGUUGAUAUAAACUUCUCACAUUAUCAUAUAACAAACAUGUAACAUUGUUAAAAAGUCAUUUAUCUAAUACAAACUAUGUAUAAACCGUUAAACAAGUAGACAAAUGUAAAAGUGAGUUUAUAAAAAAAAAAAGAAACAGUUAAAAGUAAUUAAAAUUAUUGACUGUUGUCAUUAAAACUUUUCUAACAUACUCUAAUGAAAAUAUUACUCGUAUAUAAUUAUAGUUUGAUUAUAUAUACGAGUUUCUUUCCUUAACGAUUUUGACACAACAUUUAAUAACAUGUAUAUUUAGUGACAAACUUGUAUGAAUAUAUCAUUUAAUGUACAUUACUUAUAAUGUUCCUUUAUUAUUAAUGUAUUGUUAUAAUAGUGAUGUAAUGUAUAAUAAUUUAUGUUUUCUCUCAAUAAUUAACUUUUGCGUGACUGAACCGACAUUCCGUUAGCCUGAAAGUACAAAUUAAUAUGUAUGCUGUACAUUGAACACGCUACAUACAUUAUACACGCUAUUGUCACCUUAACGUGAAAUGCAUAAGAUUGAUAAUUUGACGUACUUUUUAAGAUUCUUCCUAGCUGUUUUCCUUUUUGGAGUGUUUUAAAGUUGGUGUUUUAAAAGUGCCUAAUAAAGCAAGACUUGAACGAAAUUUGAUAAAGUAAUUUUGGAUUAGCUGAUUCUGUAAAAUUAUAUUACUAGAGUUUUUGGAAGCAUUUUUCACGAAAAUAACGAUUCUUUAAAUUUUUGUCAACAUAUUGCUAUUGCAAUUUUUAAGAAUUUGACUAAGUCUAAACUUUUAUAUGAAUCGUU